AUGGUGCGUGACCAGAGACAGCAACAAGCAGCACCACCCCCACCACCGCCGCCUCCUCCUACUCCGCCUACUUCCCAAAAGCUUAAGAAGAAGACUAUUAUGGAAUUCAAAAGAUCUGGUCCGUUACUGUUUGAGGGCACUACCAAUCCUGAUGAUGUGGAGGUUUGGGUAGAAGAAAUGGAGAAAGCUUUUGCUGUGAUGAAGUGUAAUGAAGAAGAAAAGCUUAGGUUCGGAGUGUACAUGCUCGAGGGACCGACCAAACCCAGCGAGUACAGAGGAGAACUUCGCAUUCGUCAGGGAAAGGAGUUUGAAUCUUGGGAGCAGCUGAGGAAAGCCCUUUUCUGUAAAUACUUCACCAGAGACAAGAUGGUGCAGUUUGAGAGAAAGUUCAUUAACUUGACUCAGGGAAGAAGAAGAGAUAGAAGUUUUGACAACAAGGGAGAUCGUAUCUUGGGGAAUGGAGGAAGAUCCAAGUCUGAUGUGGGUCAGAAUAAGUCUCAAACAGUGGGUGAGCCGCCAGCUCAGAGAUCCCGAGGAUUGCCACAUGCUUCUUCUCGUUCUGGCCAGAAGAAAUGCUCUACUUGUGGUGGUGUGCAUGACUCUAAGGAUUGCAGGCGGGUUACAGGGGCAUGUUACAGGUGUGGCAGUCUGGAGCACCAUAUUGCUGAGUGUCCACAGAUGCAGUCUUCUGGAGCACAAAGAUCCUCUACAGUUCAAAAUUCUAGAUAUGUACCAGCACAUAAAUCUCAGGGUUCUGUGGGUCAACGUUCAGGAAAGGAGGUAGUCAGUGAGCAACCGUCAUCCUCAACUCAGCAAAAGGCAGGAAGGCCAAAGACACAAGGACGUGUUUAUGCGUUAACUCAGGAGGAUACUCAUGCCUCAAAUGCAGUGGUGUCAGGUAUAUUAUCAGUUUAUUCAACAUAUGCCUGUGUCUUAUUUGAUUCUGGAGCUACACAUUCGUUUAUCUCGUCUGCUUUUAUUCGGAAGCAUAUUUUGCAUGUUACUACUUUUGAGUAUGAUUUGUGUGUUGCCACCCUAGUGGGAGUUGAUAUUGUUCUUAGUAGAGCAUGUGAGAACUGUCCCAUUAUUGUUGCCGGUCAUGAGUUGCUAGCUCGUCUUCAUGUUAUGGGUAUGAUCGACUAUGAUAUCAUUUUUGGGGAAUGGAUUUUUCCGUCUAGAUUUCAUCUCGUAGUUGAUUGUUAUGCAAAAAGGGGUAGUGUUUAA
This is a messenger RNA of Dioscorea cayenensis subsp. rotundata (Guinea yam), 1224 nucleotides long. RefSeq lists its product as uncharacterized. NCBI's taxonomy places the organism in Eukaryota, Viridiplantae, Streptophyta, Magnoliopsida, Dioscoreales, Dioscoreaceae. The transcript is spliced from 2 exons. The record is from RefSeq and is a predicted model, not a curated record. The coding region runs from base 1 to 1224 and encodes 407 amino acids. Gene Ontology annotation, biological process: proteolysis. Gene Ontology annotation, molecular function: aspartic-type endopeptidase activity; nucleic acid binding; zinc ion binding.